Archocentrus centrarchus (flier cichlid) is the source of this 2182-nucleotide messenger RNA. RefSeq names its product muscarinic acetylcholine receptor M2-like. The record is from RefSeq and is a predicted model, not a curated record. Gene Ontology annotation, molecular function: G protein-coupled acetylcholine receptor activity; G protein-coupled serotonin receptor activity. NCBI's taxonomy places the organism in Eukaryota, Metazoa, Chordata, Actinopteri, Cichliformes, Cichlidae. Gene Ontology annotation, cellular component: synapse; plasma membrane; dendrite. The transcript has 4 exons. Gene Ontology annotation, biological process: G protein-coupled receptor signaling pathway, coupled to cyclic nucleotide second messenger; adenylate cyclase-inhibiting G protein-coupled acetylcholine receptor signaling pathway; regulation of smooth muscle contraction. The coding region runs from base 182 to 1540 and encodes 452 amino acids.
CUCUGCUCCAGUGUGUCUGCAGUAGAGAGAAUAAUAUGGAUGAAUUCAAAACAGCUCACCUGUGUCAUUUUCUGCAGAUGAGGUAAGACAAGGUUUCUCUGUGGAUUUCUACCAAGCUGCUGCAGGUUUUGCACACAUGUGAACGAAGCUUAAAGCAUCCACGUGAAGGCUAUCAGACAGCAUGGAGAUUCUCAAUUCAUCCCACUCUAGUAACAUCAAUGUCAGUGAUGACACGGGCCUUUUCUCUGGAAGCCCGUACACGACUGUGGAGAUAACGCUCAUCAUACUCGUUGCUGGAUCUCUGAGUCUGAUCACUGUCAUUGGAAACAUCCUGGUCAUGCUCUCUAUAAAGGUAAACAGGAACCUGCAGACCGUCAACAACUACUUCCUGUUCAGCCUGGCUUGUGCAGACCUGAUUAUUGGCGUCUGCUCCAUGAACCUCUACACCGUCUAUAUUGUGAUUGGCUUCUGGCCCCUGGGAGCAGUGGUGUGUGACCUGUGGCUGGCUGUCGACUAUGUUGUCAGCAACGCCUCAGUCAUGAACUUGCUCAUCAUUAGUUUUGACCGUUACUUCUGUGUCACCAAACCGCUUAGCUACCCGGUGAGGCGCAGCACUAAAAUGGCCGGCUUGAUGAUUGCAGCAGCUUGGGUGUUGUCCUUCAUCCUGUGGGCUCCUGCGAUUUUGUUCUGGCAGUUUAUAGUUGGCGGAAGGACUGUACCACCAAAUGAGUGCUACAUCCAGUUCUUCUCCAACCCAGCAGUGACCUUCGGAACAGCCAUUGCAGCUUUCUACCUACCUGUGGCUAUCAUGAUCCACCUCUACUGGCGUAUCUCCAAGGCCAGCCGCAGCCGCAUGAGGAAGGACAGCAGGAAGACCUCAGGUACUAGUCUGGGAGAAGGUCCCUCCAACAGCCAGGAGGAAGGAGGUGAAAACGUCACUGCAACAAAAAAAGCACAGGAGGAGGCUGGGGAUGGCAAGGAGAAGGAAAUGCUGCAGCAGAAGCAGCAGCAGAAUGGAAUAGGCCCAUGCAAGACAGAAAGAACCAACCAGGUGGACUCCACAUCAGAUAGCAUUCAGGCUUCAACAUCUAAGGAUGCUGAGAUUCCUCCGCCAUCACGAAAAAACUCAAAUGUUGAGAAAAAUGAAACACAACCAUCUUCUCGGAAAAACUCAGCAGUUGAAACUCAAAUGCUGGUCACAAAGACACUCUUUAAGGUAACGAUGCGUGCUAUGAGUGAAAACGCUGUGGCAAAGUGGAAAAGGAGGGGAAUUUCUUCAAGGGAGAGAAAGGUCACACGCACCAUCAUGGCCAUCCUGGUUGCUUUUGUCGUCACGUGGACACCGUACAACGUGAUGGUGCUGAUCAACACAUUCUGCUCCAUCUGCAUCCCCAACACCCUGUGGACCAUUGGCUACUGGCUGUGCUACAUCAACAGCACCAUCAACCCAGCUUGCUACGCCCUCUGCAAUGCCACCUUCAAGAACACCUUCAAGCAGCUGCUUCUGUGCCAGUACAAGAACAUACGCACAGCACGAUGAGGGUGCAAAUAUUAUAUUGUUUGGUGAGUUAGAAUAGUGUGAUAAAUCUUUUAAAGAAUGAUGACAAAGGUUAGAAACAUGUUGUUUAAAAAAAAUAGAUGAAGUGUGAUCUUGUUGUGCAGUUGCUUUGUCAUUUUCACUGGUAGGACACCCCACCCCCAGCCCCCGAAAAAAAAAAUUGAUCGAUUAAACUAAUAAUCGUACUACAAACUCAAACUACUACAAAGUCUUAAAUGGAACUUUGUUUCAUAAUUUUUCAACACAAUUCAAUGAGCUUUACUGAGUCUAUCAUAAAGAAUACAUUUGAAUAACUUUGUUUCUUUGUUUUGUUCCUCUUUUUCCUCCUUCUACACAAACUUGUGCAGUGUUUAAAAUGUGGUUAUUGUGAUGGUUUUGUGAAGGUAAAGUCUACUAUAAAAAGGAGGUGAUUGAAAAGUACACGAUUAUGAAUGAUGAGCUGUAAAAAAGGAAAAUUACUUCUGAAUGAAACCCCGUCUUUAUAUUGAAUCCAGAGGAGAAAAGACAGGUAGCAGCUGUGCUGUGAUAUGUGUCGUGUGUCAUGCUAAACUAACAUUUCACAUUAAUGGAAUCUGUAACCUGUGUUGUUGUGAGACAAGUCCAAAUGUAAAAUGUAUCUGUGUC